UCGAGGAUUUGGUUUUGUGACCUUCAUGAACCCAGACCACGUUGAUGCAGUGCAGCGAGCCAGGCCACACAAGGUGGACGGGCGUCUGGUGGAAACCAAGCGUGCUGUACCGCGCAGUGAUGCCAACAACACCUUUCUCCCCACGGCCAAUCAUCCUGAUGCCAAUCACACCAGGAUUUUUAUAGGGGGUCUUCCCCAGGAUGUGAAAGAAGACGAUUUGGAGACUUACUUCGCCCAUUUUGGCCGUGUCACCUGUAUCAACAUUAUGUACGACAAGAACAGUGGACGCCACAGAGGCUUCGCUUUUGUUGACUUCAACGACUAUGAUCCUGUUGAUAAAGUUUUAUUAACUCGCAAUCAUUCCAUAAAGGGUCGGCCAAUAGACGUCAAGAAAGCUAUCAGCAAGUCCGAUAUCACCAAAAUAAAAAGCUUGAUGUCUGGGGUUGUUGGUGGUGCCGAGGCAAAUUUCCUUGCCAGUUUAGGUGGCAGCAGCUCUAAUGAUGGCACUCCUGCCACCACCCCCAUGCCACCACCCAUAGGCACUCUUCCGGCUCUCUCGGGACACUCGGCCGCUGCCGUAAUUAAUGGCGCCGCUCUGGGGCGGGUGACUGCCUCCAUGAAUAACGUUGUGACGUCGACCAGCAACACUGGUGGUCUGCCCAAUGCGGGCAUCAUCUCCCCUGUAGCGCCACUGGCUCAUCCUUUCUUCCCACGCCUGCCACUGGCGGGUCUUCCAGGGUUCUCCGCUCAGCUGCGGUCGGGCUGGCAGUAUAGCGUGUCUGGCAAUGCUGAAGUGCUACGCAACACUGCCGGAGCAGUAAGCACCAGACCUUCAGGAGCACCGGUCCUGGCCGCCACCACCACCACAACAACAGCAGCAUCUGGCUCGGUCUUAAUCGCCGGGGCAGAGAGCGACGGAGAGUCAGACGCCACGGCAGAAGACCAAGUGAUGGACACGGAGGACGGGAGUGAAGCCUGGGGCGGGGCGGGAGCAGAAGACACGUGUCCCGAUGACGCUCAGCUCCUCAUCAUUGAGCCCUUCUAUGGGGGAUCUCAUAAGCAGCUCAUCACAUGUCUACGAAAUGAUGACUCGGUAAUUGGCAGAGAGGAUGCGGCACUGUUCACCCUUCCCAGCAAAAAAUGGCACUGGAGGGCACGAACUGCGGCACUAUACUUCAGUCAGAAAAUACCUCAGACACAUAACUUCAAGACUCUGUUUGCAUCGUCAACUCUUAACCUCUGCGAGCUGAUUGGUCUUCGUCCGGACCUCGGGAAGCUGCGGAAGAUUCUGUACUUCCACGAGAACCAGCUUGUGUAUCCUGUGCGCAAGCAGAAGGACCGAGACUUCCAGUAUGGAUACAAUCAGAUACUCUCCUGUCUGGUGGCAGAUGUGAUCGUCUUCAACUCUCAGUACAACUUGGAGUCCUUCCUACGAGAACUUCCUCGACACCUCAAGCUACAACCUGACCACCGUGCUGAUGCCCAGACCAUUACCCAGGACAUUAGGGAGAAGAGUGAGGUCAUCUACUUCCCCGUGACCAUCGCACACAAGACGCGGUGCCCCAAGGAUGCACUGGAGCCGCUGCAUAUCAUCUGGCCACACCGCUGGGAGCAUGACAAGGACCCUGCUACCCUGUUCCAGGUUCUAUUCCAGUUGGCAGAAGCAGGACUGAAUUUCCGCAUCAGUGUCUUGGGUCAGUCGUACACGGAGAACCCGCCAAUCUUCAAUGAAGCACGUCAGAGGUUGUCUAACUUCAUCACACAUUGGGGUUAUGCACCAAAUAAGGAAAAAUACUGGGAAGUGCUCCACUCGGGGGAUGUUGUGGUGUCGACGGCACACCACGAGUUCUUCGGUGUUGCUAUGCUGGAGGCUGUUGGUGCAGGCUGCUUCCCAAUAUGUCCCAACCGACUGGUUUAUCCUGAAAUAUUUCCCCAGGAAUGCCUGUACAACACAACGCAGCAGUUGCAGAAGAGUCUUGCUCAGUGGUGUUCACGACCCCAGCUCGUGCGCUCGAAAAAGGUCAACCUCGAUCUAAACGCUUUCUCGUGGGCCACCCUAAAGCAGCGCUACAUUGACCUUCUAUCCUAAAGGACAACAAAGAUCGUGCCACGCUCACAGCUAAACCUCCAGUGUCAUGCCACCUGUGCCAGAAAGGCGCUUUGAAGCCUUUGUACUUAGAGAAGACUUAGCUGGUUCUUGGUAUGUAGUGAACGAUAGUACCCUUGUAUUACACUCAGAAGGUGUUGAGCAUUGCCAUCAACAAAACUUUUUUCAUCAAUAUUCCCUGGAAGUUGCCAGCAAGUACUGGACUGGUAGCUGGGGUCUUAAUAUUCUCUGGAAGUAGCCAGCAAGUACUGGACUGGUAGCUGGGGUCUUAAUAUUCCCUGGAAGUAGCCAGCAAGUACUGGACUGGUAGCUGGGGUCUUAAUAUUCCCUUGAAGUAGCCAGCAAGUACUGGACUGGCAGCUGGGGUCUUAAUAUUCUCUGGAAGUAGCCAGCAAGUACUGGACUGGUAGCUGGGGUCUUAAUAUUCUCUGGAAGUAGCCAUCAAGUACUGGACUGGUAGCUGGGGUCUUCAUAUUCUCUGGAAGUAGCCAGCAAGUAUUGGACUGGUAGCUGGGGUCUUAAUAUUCUCUGGAAGUAGCCAGCAAGUACUGGACUGGUAGCUGGGGUCUUAAUAUUCCCUGGAAGUAGCCAGCAAGUACUGGACUGGUAGCUGGGGUCUUAAUAUUCCCUUGAAGUAGCCAGCAAGUACUGGACUGGCAGCUGGGGUCUUAAUAUUCUUUGGAAGUAGCCAGCAAGUACUGGAUUGGUAGCUGGGGUCUUAAUAUUCUCUGGAAGCAGCCACCAAGUACUGGACUGGUAGCUGGGGUCUUAAUAUUCUCUGGAAGUAGCCAGCAAGUACUGGACUGAUAGCUGGGGUCUUAAUAUUCUCUGGAAGUAGCCAGCAAGUACUGGACUGGUAGCUGGGGUCUUAAUAUUCUCUGGAAGUAGCCAGCAAGUACUGGACUGGUAGCUGGGGUCUUAAUAUUCUCUGGAAGUAGCCAGCAAGUACUGGACUGAUAGCUGGGGUCUUAAUAUUCUCUGAAAGUAGCCAGCAAGU
Molecule: messenger RNA, 3104 nt
Organism: Cherax quadricarinatus
Lineage: Eukaryota; Metazoa; Arthropoda; Malacostraca; Decapoda; Parastacidae
Source: RefSeq, a predicted model, not a curated record